AUGGUCUCACUGCAGCAUCUCACAGCAGAACACAAACUUCAGCCCUUUUCUGACUGCCUAAGUUUAACACAGUUUUGUGCAGAUGUUGAAAAAUCAAAGACCAUGGGCCAAAUCCAGCCUGUUGUUUUUCUAGGUUCCUCAUCCCCUUCACUAUCUGUGCUGGGCUACACCCUGCAGGCCUGCAAGCCCCGUAGCUGCCCAGCCUCGAGACAGAAGAAAGAGCUGAGAGACAGCGACAGAGAUAUCAACAGCUUAUUGGACAUGGGAUAUUACAUAUCCAAACCCAAGCCCGGCCCUCGCGAGACCCACGCUGCGCAGCCGCAUUCGUUCGUGUUUAGCCGAGUUGCGGGGAGGCGGCAGCGUCCGUGCUCCGGCUGUCUGCACGGUCUCGUGGAGCUGCUCACAGCCACCGCCUGCCUGCGGGGACGAAAGACAAACUCUUUGCAGGAUUCUGUGGUACUGGCUGGGUCCUGCCGAGUCACAUAUUUACUGGUCUUGAGCAAAAUGGAGACCAGUAUUUACAUUAAGCUGAUGCACCUCCCUGGAGGCCCCACCUUGAUCUUCCAGACGAACUCGUACACGCUGGUGCAUGCUGUGGUUUCCUCGCUGUGCUGGUACCGUGUGCUUGAGUGGCAGUUUGCCCAUCCUUCCCUUCUGGUGCUGAGCAGCCUUGGGCCCCAUUAUGUGCACGUGAAGCUCACGGCAACCGUGUUCCAGAACCUGUUUCCCAUCUAUGUGCACAAGGCGAACGUGAACGCCGUCAAGCGCCAAAUUCUCAUCAACUGCGGUCCCUACUCCCAGGAGCUGGAAUCCCGCUAUUAUAGCAUGAAAGCUGUUGUGGGAGCAUGUUGUAGAAUGAUGAAGCUUCUCAGGAGAUGA
This is a messenger RNA of Kogia breviceps (pygmy sperm whale), 879 nucleotides long. The record is from RefSeq and is a predicted model, not a curated record. Lineage: Eukaryota; Metazoa; Chordata; Mammalia; Artiodactyla; Physeteridae.